AAUCAGUGUAAAAGUGACAACUGGUGAAAGAAUGUCUUAUUCCAUCAUAAAAAAUUAUAGUACGAUUAAUUUUUCAAUAGCUUUUAAUUUCUUCGAUAGACAAUACAUCAUUCAUAAUAACUAUUUUUAAUUGUUAAUCAUAGUGACAGUUAAGUAGUUCUUUUUUAACGGCUGUAUCUUACGAAGAGUUUAAAAUGCAUCUAUUAAAGAAUAUUAUUAAUUAUAUAAUAUCUGUAGGUGAUCCACGAAUAAAAGAUUCGAUAUUAUUUAAUACAUGGCUACUUAUUUUUAUAAUCUUUUCAUAUUUCUAUUUUAUUUUCGUCUGUGGUCCUCGAUUUAUGAAGAAUAGAAAGCCAUAUUCUUUGAAAACGUUUAUUAGAUAUUAUAAUGUUUUUCAAAUAAUGAUAAAUAGUUUUAUUGUUUAUAUAUUAAUAAGUGCCGGUUGGUUUACCACGAUUCCGUUACAUUGCAUACCUAUGAAGUACGGUACAGAUCCUGAUAGUAUGAAGCUAUUAAAUGCCUGCUGGUGUGCGUACAUAACAAAAUUGAUUGAUCUAAUAGAAACAGGAAUAUUUGUACUCCGAAAGAAAGAUCAGCAGAUUUCAUUUCUGCAUUUGUAUCACCAUGUCUCAACAGUAUUGAUCAGUUGGUUGUUUGGAAGGCAUUACUCCGAUGGAAUGGGCACAUUUCUUCCUUUAGUGAAUUGUAGUGUACACGUGAUAAUGUACACAUAUUAUUUCUUUAGUACAUUUGGUCCAAAUAUCCGAAAGAUUCUUAAUCGAUAUAAAUACUUCCUUACUAUCAUUCAAAUGGUACAAUUCAUAAUAUUAAUUUGUUACAUCAUUCAAAUAUUAUUACCGAGUUGCGAGAUAGACAAUAUUCCUGGUGUGAUAAUGAUUAUCAAUCUUUCUAUUAAUUUCUUCUUGUUUUAUAAUUUCUAUAGGAAAACUUAUUUAACUAAAAAAACGAAAUAGAGUUAUUAUAAAUAUUAAUUGUUUAAAUAUAUAAUGUUUUUUCUUUCUUUUUAAUUUUAAAUUAUCUGUAUGUAUCUUAUAGAAAUAAGUUUUGCGUUUUGUUAAUAAAUAUUACGCAAAUUAA
Molecule: messenger RNA, 1098 nt
Organism: Vespa mandarinia (Asian giant hornet)
Lineage: Eukaryota; Metazoa; Arthropoda; Insecta; Hymenoptera; Vespidae
Product: very long chain fatty acid elongase 1-like
Biological process (GO): fatty acid elongation, saturated fatty acid; sphingolipid biosynthetic process; fatty acid elongation, monounsaturated fatty acid
Cellular component (GO): endoplasmic reticulum membrane
Molecular function (GO): fatty acid elongase activity
Source: RefSeq, a predicted model, not a curated record